Molecule: messenger RNA, 1526 nt
Organism: Chelmon rostratus (copperband butterflyfish)
Lineage: Eukaryota; Metazoa; Chordata; Actinopteri; Chaetodontiformes; Chaetodontidae
Gene: dmac2l
Product: distal membrane arm assembly component 2 like
Exons: 5
Coding region: 62-652 (196 amino acids)
Source: RefSeq, a predicted model, not a curated record
CGCAACGAUGGACGCGUCUCAAAUGUAAACAGUCCGUUCAGUUGGAGGGCAGCUCAGAGAUAUGAAGCUUUUAUCGAGGGCGGUGCGGUCUGCGGUGGGUCAGAGGGAGUGGAGCCGCAGACACUUCUGGAGCUGGCUCAAUGCGGUCUUCAACAAGGUGGACUAUGAAAGGAUCAAAGCUGUCGGUCCAGACCGAGCUGCAGCAGAGUGGCUGCUGAGAUGUGGUGCCAAAGUGAGGUUUCAAGGUUUCGAGCGCUGGCAUCACGACUACAACGGACUGCCAACUGGGCCUCUGGGCAGAUACAAGAUCCAGGCGAUUGACGCCACUGAAUCCUGCAUCAUGUACAGAGGGUUUGACCACCUGGAUGGUUUGAAAUAUUUGGAGGAGAUCAAGUUCAACAAGUGUAUCUACAUUGAGGACACCUGUCUGGAGAGGCUGAGCUCCAUCGAGAAUCUGCAGGACAGUUUGUACAUGAUGGAGGUGGUGUCGUGUGGAAAUGUGACGGAUAAAGGCAUCAUUGCCCUGCACCAACUCCGGAAUCUGGAGUAUCUGUUUCUUAGUGACCUUCCUGGGAUCAGCGACAAAGACACGACAGUUGACAGACUGCAAACAGCACUUCCACGUCUGGAAAUAGCUCUGGAUCUGGACUGAGAUAACUUUCUGGUUAAGAUUGAAAAUGCGUCCAUAUUUUACAAAGGUUUUCAAAGUAAAAAACACAAUUUUUGAAGAAACAGACUGGAGCAUGACAGGCUUUGAUCGUCCAGCAGGCAGAUCCUUCAGUUAAAACGUUCAGUGUAUUUAUAUGUGAAUCACCAAGUCUUUGUUAAAUGAGGAGAACAACAGCGAGGUCUGACUUAGUGGGAAAAUAUACAGGUUGAUGUUUCAGCUGUCAGGACUGUUAAAGCACUUUACACUGUUGACACCAGUUUGUCUUGAUGGGACGAUAUAUUCCUUUAAUUUAUUAUAUUGUCAACAUCCAAGGUAUUAAAUGUUACUCCAUUUGAGGGUACACAGAGCAAACAAUUUGUGAAACAGAGCUGCAACGAUUAGUCGAUUCAUUGCAAUCGAAAGAAAAUUGCCAAAUAUUUUCAUAAUGGAUUAAUUGUUUCAGUCAUUUUUCAAGCAAAGAUUCAAACAUUUGCUGGUUCCAGCUUGUUAAAUGUACAGAUUCAUGAUAGUGGAUGAAGAGUCUUUGGGUUUCGGACUGUUGGGAAAUUGUGAUGAGCAUUUUUCACAAUUUUUGACUAAAUGAUUAAUCAUGUAAAUAAUUGGCAGAUCAAUUGAUGAUGAUCAUAAUCGUGCAGCUCUAUUGUGAAAUGCUGAGGAAUCUUUUACAUCAUUUCCCUUUAGAUUAAUUUGGCAUUUGUACAAUAUCUGAGGACAGACAGAUGGCUGUGAACAUCCUUAGCACCAAAGUUCCAGAGAUCAUGAGUACGAUGUGGUGUUGUUACUGCUAUGUGCUAGUCAAUGUGGGAAUGUGUAUAACUGUAUUCACUCCUGACGUCAAUAAAUAUUUCAGAAAUGC